This is a messenger RNA of Miscanthus lutarioriparius, 651 nucleotides long. The record is from the annotation of a GenBank genome assembly. NCBI's taxonomy places the organism in Eukaryota, Viridiplantae, Streptophyta, Magnoliopsida, Poales, Poaceae.
AUGUCAGAUCUUGAGUCUUUGCUAGAGUACAAUGAAAUUGUCAAGAAGUUGUUUGCUACUGAAGAAGAAGAAGGAUUUCAAUUCUAUAACAACUACGGUUUGAGAAAGUUUAGUGUGAGGAGAAGCUAUUGUGAGUGGGACAAUGGCCACAAUGAGAUGACUCUUCGGAAGUUCGUUUGCAGUCGUCAAGGUUUCCGUGAAGAGAAGCAACUGAAGAGGGCGAUUAAAAAGCGGAAGCCGCGGAAUAUUACCCGUGUUGGAUGUCUUGCUAAAUUUGUGAUUGCACGAGAUCAGACCACAGGGCAGUGGUAUGUGAAGGAUUUCAUCGAUGAACACAACCAUCCGAUGGCGCCAGCAGAGCUUACUUGUCUGCUACGUUCACAUAGAAGAAUUAGCGAUGAGCAGAAAGCUGAGAUUGCGGAGAUGGAGAGUUCUGGGAUCCGCAAACACAAGAUAAUAGAUAUUUUGGAAAUGCAGUAUGGUGGGUAUGAUAAGAUUGAGUGUACAACAAGGGACUUGUAUAAUUUCUGCCAUCUCGCUAUAGGCGGAGACAAUUGUUGCCGUGGCGCUCAAACAGUCAUCAGUUACCCAUGCUGCUGGUUACUAAUACUACUGGCAGGCGAGGGAGACACAGAUCCUGGACCGGCCUAA